Molecule: messenger RNA, 1028 nt
Organism: Aspergillus eucalypticola CBS 122712
Lineage: Eukaryota; Fungi; Ascomycota; Eurotiomycetes; Eurotiales; Aspergillaceae
Exons: 1
Coding region: 209-757 (182 amino acids)
Source: RefSeq, a predicted model, not a curated record
CGGUGAGCCUCGUGGGCUAAGUUGAAAUUGCCUUCUGCGAAUGUUGUUGACUCCUCUUCGGUCAAUACCCAGUAUUUGUAGAGCGAAUGGAUCAUGUCAGGGCUUUCUUUGGUUCCAGAACCAGGUCGAUGGGAUGUAAGAGGUCCCACAAAUGGGUAAUCCUUCGUGCAGGUCGCGAAAAAACAGUUGAAUCCCGCUAGGGUCGGGAAUGACGUCUACUUCUGAUCUAGCAGGAUCAUGUAGAACUUUCAAUCUCCAAUCUCCAAUAUAUCACGUCGUGAUGGCUGCCUCUUCCAUCGUUCGCAGAUUUGCCAUCAAGUAUGACACUAUUGCUGACCUCGUCUCGCUGCAUUGUUUUCGGCGGGUACCGAAUUGGGUAAACUCCACGAGGUGUGCGGACCCUCUCCCUUUUUUGACUCUGUUUAUCCUUCAGUUCAUGGCGGGCAGGCCGGUCGACGAACGAAUAGAUAAUUCUUUGGAAGUAUUUGUCAACAUCACGAUUUUACUAAAACCUUAUUGGGGUGGAUAUUUGUGGAUGUCCAGUGUCGAUAACCGAACCACAUGGCAAGGGGACGAACAGCCGGUUCCUUGCAUGGUGGAGACCUCGAAGACGGGAUUGACUAGGACUGAAAUGUGUGAUGCCGGCAGAUCUCCCAGGAAAUACUCUGAAUGGGAAUCCUCUUGUAAGCGUGAUAGUAGACUGAGAAGGAAACAGAGGGAGAAAGAAGUGACCAGCAGCACGUGGCCGAGUAAAUAACUCCAUCACGUGUGGCCAUUCCAACCGGUACUGGUACUGGCUUCCCUCUUCCCACCGUCCACCUUCCAACUUCCAACAUCACAAUCAGCUUCUGCUGCUUCUUCAUCACCUUCAACUCUCGUUCUCAACGGAUAGUACUACUUCACCAUUCUUGACUCGAGUAACACCAAUAAUACCUCUUGUUUCUCCACCCCUCCGGAUUGCUUCUAGGGACUUCUGAACCCCCGGCAAGAAAUUUCGUAUCUCUGCACGACCCAUCCCCAGCAAUAUC